This is a messenger RNA of Pyricularia grisea, 573 nucleotides long. RefSeq lists its product as uncharacterized. NCBI's taxonomy places the organism in Eukaryota, Fungi, Ascomycota, Sordariomycetes, Magnaporthales, Pyriculariaceae. The record is from RefSeq and is a predicted model, not a curated record. The coding region runs from base 1 to 573 and encodes 190 amino acids. The transcript has 2 exons.
AUGGAUGAGAAUGGGGAGGAGAUCCUUGGGGAAGACUCUUAUUCCGCGCAGAAGGAACCGGAGAUUCUAGACCUCCAUAUCGACUGGAAGCUACUGGACGAGUCCUACGUAAACGGCCACAACCGCGAGGAAGAUGCGCCCACUGUACUCGCCACGCUGCUCGUAGAGUUUACCCCGAGCGAUCGCGCCCCGGACGAUUGCAACAAGGACAACCUUUUGGAAUCCGCCUACCGGCCCAGACAACACACAUUGACGUUGACAGAGGGGCGUUACAGAGUACGAUCGGGCGAACUCGGUUGCGAUCUGAUACGAAAGUACCGUCUGGCUUUGAAUCCUUCGCCGUACCCACCUCUGGAACACUGGACAGAAUAUUUGAAGGAGGUUGUCCAGAGGAUUCGUGUUCCAGAAUGGCAAUAUUUUCAUCGCGAAGACCUGGAGACUAUUGAGUAUCAAGCGAGAGAAGAUGCACUUCCUGCAAUGGAUGAAGACAAUUUCCUCCAAGAAGGGUCAGAAUGGACAAGAGGUCAUGGUUUGGGUUUUCGUUCCUCACAUGUUUUGGCUUUUGUAGAGUAG